AUGACAGAAAGUUCAUCCUCAAAGACAACAGUGCAUCUCGUAGGUGGAUUUCUUGGUGGUUUAAGUUCAGCAGUGACCCUUCAACCAUUGGAUCUCCUGAAAACAAGAAUACAACAACAUAAAGGGUCCACGUUAUUGACUGCAUUAAAAGAAAUUAAAAAUCCAUUACAAUUUUGGAGAGGAACAUUACCAUCAGCAUUAAGAACAUCAAUCGGUAGUGGCUUAUAUUUAUCAUGUUUAAAUAUUAUGAGAACCACUUUAGUUAAAGAAAGAUCUACUCUUCUACCAUCUUCUACAUCGACAUCGCCCUCAUCCAUUGGAUCAUUUGGUAAAAGUAGUAAAUUACCACAAUUAACCAUGUCAGAAAACUUAAUAACUGGUGCACUAGCAAGGGGUCUCGUUGGUUGCAUUACCAUGCCCAUCACGGUAUUGAAAGUAAGAUAUGAAUCCACAUUUUAUCAUUAUAAAAGCUUGAAUGAAGCCAUAAUAAAUAUUUACACUACAGAAGGUACCAAGGGGUUCUUUCGAGGAGUUGGUGCAACUUGUCUUAGAGAUGCUCCCUAUGCUGGGUUAUAUGUCUUAUUAUAUGAGAAAUCGAAACAAAUUGUGCCGAAAUUCUUGCCCACUGCUUUGAUUCAUUAUGAUAAGAAUGGGAAAUAUAAUAUGUCUACUUCUACUUUGGUGAACUCUACAAGUGCGUUUAUAUCGGCAAGCUUGGCCACUACCGCGACAGCACCACUUGAUACUAUAAAGACAAGGAUGCAAUUGGAUCCUAAAGUGUUUAAUGGGUUUUUCAAAACAGUGUAUAUUAUUGUAAGGAAAGAAUCUGUUCUUAAUCUGUUUAGUGGACUGAGUAUGAGAUUAACUAGGAAAGCAUUAAGCGCUGGGAUCGCAUGGGGCAUAUAUGAAGAUUUAAUCAAAAGAUUCAUGUAA
Molecule: messenger RNA, 933 nt
Organism: Naumovozyma dairenensis CBS 421
Lineage: Eukaryota; Fungi; Ascomycota; Saccharomycetes; Saccharomycetales; Saccharomycetaceae
Gene: HEM25
Product: Hem25p
Exons: 1
Coding region: 1-933 (310 amino acids)
Biological process (GO): glycine import into mitochondrion
Cellular component (GO): mitochondrial inner membrane; mitochondrion
Molecular function (GO): glycine transmembrane transporter activity
Source: RefSeq, a predicted model, not a curated record